This is a messenger RNA of Cygnus atratus (black swan), 3743 nucleotides long. RefSeq names its product SWI/SNF-related, matrix-associated actin-dependent regulator of chromatin, subfamily a, containing DEAD/H box 1 (gene SMARCAD1). The record is from RefSeq and is a predicted model, not a curated record. NCBI's taxonomy places the organism in Eukaryota, Metazoa, Chordata, Aves, Anseriformes, Anatidae. The coding region runs from base 205 to 3255 and encodes 1016 amino acids. The transcript has 24 exons. Gene Ontology annotation, molecular function: ubiquitin binding; ATP binding; ATP-dependent chromatin remodeler activity. Gene Ontology annotation, cellular component: nucleus.
CGUCGUAACGGAGCGCCGUCGCCGGCGUUUCGGGCUGUGCGGGGCAGCGGGGUAGCCGCCAUCGGGGCGAGAAGCGGUUCCGCCACCCCGCUUCGGCUCGGCUCCUUUCAGCGCCUUUUGGCUCCUUUCGGCUCGGCUUCGGCUCGUUCCGGCUCGGCUCGUGCCGCUCCCUCGCGCUGCGCCGAUGCGCGGCAGGCGGUGAGCAUGAGCCUCUUCAACCUGGACCGCUUCCGCUUCGAGAGGCGGCGAGGCGGCGCGGGGCAGGAGGCCGGGCCGCUGGGGGCUCGGGGGCAGGCCGCCGCCCCGGCCGGCGAUGGCGAGGAGCGGGGUGAAGGCGAGGACGGCGGCAGGCCCGGCUCCCCGGCCUCGGGCGGGGCGGAGAGAACCGGGUACUCCAGCGUCCCAGAAACUCCUGAAGAUGAGAGGACAAAUAAGCUGUCUUAUUUCAAGCGUCGAAGAGGAGUACAAUUCCUAGACUUGUCUUCAGACAGUGAAGAUGAAGAACCAAGAAAUUUCCAUGCUGCAAAAUUAAAAAGGGCUCCAACGGAAGAUGUGAUUGUAAUCUCUGAACAGUCUAAGGAUGAUGAGCAGCCUGAGGAUGAAUUGACCCAGUUGGCGUAUGUAAAUGGUGGAGGUCAGCUGCCAGACAUGAAGAAUGGUGUGGAGGAAGACAUCAAAGGUGCAAAGCUGCAAACAAUGAAGGAACUUUUCCCCCAGAGAAGUGACCAGGAUUUACUAGAAUUGAUAGAAUCGACGCACACAAUGGAUGAAGCGAUAGCUGCUGGUUUGAAGUUCAGUGAUGAAGCUACUUUUCGUAAAAGGAAACUAAAAGGUUCCCCCAGAAAUUGUGACAACAGUGAUGAGGAAGCUGCAAAAAAGCCAAAAGCUAAUCAUCUGGAUGGAUCAGAAUCCCAAAGACGAUGGGAGAAGAGAGAGAUGCUUGUAAAGAAGCUGCAAAAUACAUUCCCUGGAUUGGAUAAGGAGGAACUGAGAGAUGUACUUCAGGAACAUAACUGGGUGUUUCAUGAAGCACAAGAAGCCCUGAGAGUAUUUGCAGAAGACAGUGAAGGCGUGGAAUUUCCUUCCAAAAGUGAAGUUUCUGACUGGACCAAAGUCUCUGCAAACAGCAGAGGUGAUGAGAAUAAACAGAAGUUGAAGCGGAAAUCUUCUGGGAGAGAGCAUAACGGCUUUAGGAAAAAAAGCAAAAGUGUUUGGAGCACUAAAAGACAGAUGGAAGACUCGGAGGACGAGUCAGCUUCUGAAGAAGGUGGUAGCUCCCUUGACCAGGACUACAGCAGUGGUGACGAAGUGAUGGAGGAUGGUUACAAAGCUAAAAUCCUUAGCUUCCUGCAAGAUGCUUCCCCCAGUGAACUCACACUGAUUCCCCAGUGUUCUCAGAAAAAGGUUCAGAAGAUAAUAGCGCUCCGGCCCUUUAAUAGUUGGGAAGCUCUGUUUACAAAAAUGACUAAGACUACUGGCUUGUCGGAAGACAUAGUGUGGAAUUGCAAGAUCCUGCUGAAGGAGAGGGACGUGGUUCUCAAGCUCAUGAAUAAAUGUGAAGACAUUUCAAAUAAACUGACAAAACAAGUAACUAGGAUUACUGAAGAUGGAGGAUGUGGAUGGAAUAUAGAGCAGCCUUCCAUUCUGAAUAAGAGUUUGGAACUGAAGCCAUAUCAGAAGAUUGGUUUGAACUGGUUAGCACUUCUUCAUAAACAUGGAUUGAAUGGUAUUUUGGCUGAUGAAAUGGGCUUAGGAAAAACAAUUCAAGCUAUUGCGUUUCUGGCUUAUCUCUACCAAGAGGGCAAUAGAGGUCCCCACUUGAUAGUUGUGCCAGCUUCAACAUUAGAUAACUGGAUAAGAGAAGUUCAUCUGUGGUGUCCUGAACUGAAUGUCCUUUUUUACUAUGGAUCCCAGGAAGACCGGAAACAUCUCCGGGCGGACAUUAAUAAUAAAGUUGUAGAUUUCAAUGUCAUUGUAACUACGUAUAACUGUGCAAUUAGCAGCUCAGAUGAUCGAGGACUGUUUCGCAGGUUGAAGCUUAACUAUGCAAUUUUUGAUGAAGGUCAUAUGCUUAAGAACAUGAGCUCUGUACGCUACCAGCACCUUAUGACAAUUAAUGCGAAGAAUCGCUUACUGCUAACAGGAACUCCGGUUCAGAAUAAUUUGUUGGAAUUGAUGUCUCUCUUGAAUUUUGUCAUGCCACAUAUGUUCAGUAGCAGCACUAGUGAAAUCCGAAGGAUGUUCUCUUCAAAAACAAAGAGUGCUGAAGAACAAAGCAUAUAUGAAAAGGAGAGGAUUGCACACGCAAAGCAGAUAAUAAAACCAUUCAUCCUAAGAAGAGUAAAAGAUGAGGUCCUUAAACAGCUACCUCCCAAAAAAGAUCUCAUUGAAUUAUGUGCCAUGUCUGAGAAACAAGAGCAACUCUACUGUGAUCUCUUAAAUAAGCUAAAGAAAACUAUUAACAGUAAUGAGAAAAACUCUGAUAUGGGAAAUGUAAUGAUGCAACUUAGAAAAAUGGCUAAUCAUCCUCUCUUACAUCGUCAGUAUUACACAACUGACAAGCUUAGAACAAUGUCCACACUCAUGCUCAAGGAACCCACACAUUGUGAUGCAAAUCCUGACCUUAUCUUCGAAGAUAUGACAGUAAUGACAGAUUUUGAACUACAUUUGCUUUGUAAGCAAUACUCUCAUGUCAGUGACUUCAAGUUAGACAUGGAUCAGAUCUUGGAUUCUGGAAAGUUUAGAGCACUGGAACGUAUUCUGUCUGACCUUAAAGAGAAGGGUGACAGAGUUGUGUUGUUUAGCCAGUUUACCAUGAUGCUGGAUAUCUUGGAAGUUCUCCUAAAACACUGGCAACAUAGGUAUAUUAGGUUGGAUGGAAGAACACAGAUUUCUGAUAGGAUACAUCUGAUAGAUCAGUUCAAUACAGAUAUGGGAAUAUUUGUGUUCCUCCUGUCAACCAAAGCUGGUGGCUUGGGAAUCAAUCUGACUUCAGCAAAUGUUGUUAUUCUUCAUGACAUUGAUUGCAACCCAUACAACGAUAAGCAAGCAGAAGAUCGAUGCCAUAGAGUAGGUCAGACAAGAGAAGUAAAAGUCAUAAAGCUGAUCAGUAAAGGGACUAUUGAAGAAUCCAUGCUCAAAAUCAGCCAGCAGAAAUUGAAGUUAGAACAAGAUAUGACUGCAGCGGAUUCGGGAGAAGAAGGGACCAUUCCAGCAGAUAUAGCCACAUUAUUAAAAGCCUCGUUAGGCCUCUAAAAUGUAAAUGUGGAAUUCAAGGAAUAAAGGUAAUGUUGUACCCCAAGGACUCGUUCAUAAAGUUUAUGGUCACCAAUAAUGUAAAUUUAUAACUUUUUAUAGUUUCUUCAUUGUAUUCCUCGUGGUAUUGACAAUUUUUAACACAACAGCAUUCUUCUGAUGCUUGAAAACAGAAAUAGCACAAAUGUGCCAACAUCAGAUGCUGAAAAAACAUUAUUUUAGAGGACAUUUUUCAAAAUGGGGACCUAAGUAGUAAUUGUUUUAACAAAUCUGCUACUGCUUAAGAUUUGUCAGUAUUUUUGUAAUUAUUUCUACCUCCAAAUAUAUAUAUGAAAUGACUGUCUGUUUCACUGGAUUAUGCGUGUAGAUUUUUUAUAUGUGCCUUAUUUGACAAUGCUCGAGUCUGUUUCUGCUUGUUUCGGUUUACUUGAUGUACUGUACUGGUUUUGUAUCAAUUUGUUCAAAUAAAAUUCCAUCGAUUAACAAAA